UAAUGUAAAAAUUUUCCAAAUAAGGAAAUGAAGCAAGUAUUUAAAAACGACCGAAAAUAGAAAGUGGAGCAAGUAUUAAAAGCGGAGGGAGUAUUAACUAAUUUGAAUACGAAGUACAUAAGAUUUGACAAAAAAAAAUAAAAAUAAAAACAUGUUACAUACCGACAAGAAAAAAAUGUUUUAUAGUGGGGGGAAUUUUAUUACAGAAGGCAAGAUUAUGAAGAAAAUCCACUUACUAGAUUUAAACACCAAGAAUAUGAAUCAUUCUUUUCUGAGUUCACAAGACUAUUGCUUACAAGCUUUACUGUCCACAAACUCCUUUGGUCCCUAAAACAAUGUUCUAUCUAUUUUUUUAAAGUUAUUUCCAAAUUUUAUCAAUGAUAAAUUAAUUAUUAAUGAGUGUGAUAUCUUGGAUUUUAAUGCUUGAUUCCUUCCUUACUUAUUCGCUUAUUUUUUUUUUUCUUUUCCAUAUGUCUAGGAAUCAUUAUCUGCUGAUUUUUAAGGUUGGGCAACCAGGCAUUUCUUGCUCAUUCAUCUGCUCAUAAUUUGAGGGUUUAGGCAUUGUAUGUUAUGAUUGAUUACUCAUUCAGUCGAAAAUUGAAAGAAAGCCAGUGUUUUUAAUCAUGGGUGUCCUCCUUAGUCGAAGGCUUGGACAUGUAUCUUGGAUGGGAGCUAUAUUAGUGAUUAUCCUUUAUUUGGAAGUGGAACCCAGUUGGGGAAAAGGUGUGGCCGAUAAUUCUAGUGUAACAUCUUCUAUUUCGAGGCCAAAAUCUGUGAACAUUGGUGCUCUUUUCACUUUCAAUUCGGUUAUUGGAAGAGCAGUGAAGCCAGCAAUGGCUGCGACAGUUGAUGAUAUCAAUUCCAAUUCCAGCAUUUUACAUGGAACAACAAUAAACCUUAUAUUUAGUGAUACUAAUUGCAGUGGUUUCUUGGGAACUAUGGAAGCUAUACAGCUAAUGGAGAAAGAUGUGGCUAUUGCAAUUGGUCCUCAAUCUUCUGGCAUUGCUCAUGUCAUUUCCAAUGUUGUGAAUGAGCUACAUGUGCCUUUACUGUCUCUUGCAACAGAUCCUACUCUCUCUUCACUACAGUACCCAUAUUUUCUUCGUGCAAUACAGAGUGAUUAUUUUCAGAUGUAUGCUAUCGCUGACCUAAUUGUGUAUUAUGGAUGGACGGAGGUAAUUGCUAUAUUUGUGGGAGACUAUGGCAGAAAUGGGAUUUCUGCAUUGGGUGAUGCUCUUGCAAAAAAGCGUGCUAAGAUUUCAUACAAGGCUGCGUUCCCUCCAGAUGCUUCAAAAAAUGUUAUCAACGAUUUGUUAGUUGAAGUCAAUUUGAUGGAAUCUCGAAUUAUUAUUGUCCAUGUAAACCCUGAUUCUGGGCUGACUGUAUUUUCUGUUGCAAAGUCUCUUGGGAUGAUAAGCGAUGGCUAUGUUUGGAUUGCUACGGAUUGGCUUUCUUCAGUUCUUGACUCAGAACCUGUAGAUCCUAGUACCAUGGAUCUACUACAAGGAGUGUUGGCUCUCCGCCAUCACAUUGCAGAGUCUGACCAGAAACAUGCUUUUAUGUCAAGAUGGAAGGGCUUGAAAAAUGUAGGAAAUUCAAGCAUUAAUUCUUAUGCUUUCUAUGCUUAUGAUUCUGUUUGGUUAGCUGCCUAUGCUCUUGAUUCAUUUCUCAACCUGGCUGGCAACAUAUCAUUCUCUAGUGACCUCAUGAUUAAUGGAAGUUCACUCAACUUAUCAAAUCUUCGUAUUUUCCAAGGAGGCCAGCAAUUGCUUCAAAGACUGCUUGGAACGAAAUUCACGGGCUUGUCAGGAGUUAUUCAAUUUGAUUCAGAAAGGAACCUAAUUCUUCCUGCAGUGGACAUACUGAAUAUUGUUGGAACUGGAUCUAAUAAGAUUGGGUAUUGGUCUAAUUAUUCUGGCCUUUCAGUUGUUACUCCAGAAACCUUGUAUCUGAAGCCUCCUAACAAAUCCUCUAGUAGCCAGCACCUUAGUAGUGUUAUAUGGCCAGGUCAAGUCACCAAAAUUCCUCGAGGAUGGGUAUUUCCUAAUAAUGGUAAACCUCUGCAGAUUGUGGUACCCAAUCGUGUUGGUUAUAAAGCAUUUGUCUCUUCAGACAAGGAUCCUCCAGGAGUUCAGGGAUAUUGUAUUGAUGUCUUUGAAGCAGCCCUGAAACUGCUUCCUUAUCCUGUUCCGCACAACUAUGUGUUGUAUGGUGACGGUAUUAAAAAUCCAGAUUUCAACAAUCUUGUCUAUGACGUUGCUAAUAAUAAAUUUGAUGCAGCUGUUGGUGAUAUAACUAUUAUCACAAAUAGAACAAGGAUAGUGGACUUCACACAGCCAUAUAUGGAAUCAAGACUAGUUGUAGUUGCUCCUGUAAGAAAGGUCAAGUCAAGUGCCUGGGCUUUUCUCAAACCCUUUACUGUGGAGAUGUGGAUCAUUACCGGGUCAUUCUUUUUACUUGUUGGAGCUGCUGUUUGGAUUCUGGAGCAUCGGAUCAAUAGUGAAUUUCGUGGUCCACCUAGUCAGCAACUUAUUACAAUAGUCUGGUUCAGCUUUUCAACAAUGUUUUUCUCACACCGAGAAAAUACCCUCAGCACCUUGGGACGAUUUGUGCUUAUUAUAUGGCUCUUUGUGGUUUUGAUUAUCAAUUCUAGCUAUACAGCUAGUUUGACUUCUAUCCUCACAGUGCAGCAACUAUCAUCAAGAAUUGAAGGAAUUGACAGCUUAAAAUCAAGUAAUGAUCCUAUUGGGAUUCAGGAUGGCUCAUUUGCUCGUGAUUAUCUUAUUAGAGAGCUAAAUAUAGCUGAGUCUCGGAUCAUAAGCCUCAAGAAUCAAGAAGCAUAUGCUCAUGCCCUUAAUCGCGGGCCGAAAAAUGGCGGAGUAGCUGCCAUUGUCGACGAGCUUCCUUAUAUUGAGGUCUUCUUGUCCUACAGUAACUGCAAUGCAGUUGGACAAGAAUUUACAAAAAGCGGCUGGGGAUUUGCCUUUCAGCGGGACUCUCCUCUUGCAGUUGACAUGUCCACAGCUAUACUUCAACUCUCUGAGAAUGGUGAACUCCAAAGAAUCCAUGACAAAUGGUUGACACACAGUACUUGCUCAAGUCUAUCAAAUCAAGCUGAUGAUAGUCGGCUCUCCCUGAGUAGUUUUUGGGGGCUUUUCUUGAUUUGCGGCAUUGCGUGCUUUGUGGCACUUGGUAUUUUCUUUUGCAGAGUGUGUUAUCAAUACAGCAGGUAUGCUCCUGAAGUAGUUAGUCAAGAUGAAAUAGAGCCACCUGAACCAGUCAGGACUAGACGUCUGAGCUCGGCCAACUUUAAGGACUUGAUUGGUUUUAUUGAUAGAAAAGAAGCUGAGAUCAAGGAAUUUUUUAAAAGGAAGAAUAGUAUUGAGGGAAACCAGUCACACGCUAGUCGGAGCUAUAGUUUAGACAGGGAAUCCUCUUCACCUUAAGCAAUCGUUUCCUAGGUUCAGUCACAUUGCUGCAUUUUACUAGCUUCAAAUGGACUGUACUGCUGCUAUCUUACAUUGACUUUCGAUGUAACAGAACAGGUGACAUUCCUAUGUAUGGGAUCAUCUAAAGUCCUUCAGUCAAAAGAGAAAUGGGAGAGGUGUAGAAUGAUUACUUGUAUAUGCAUAGAAACAAUUUCUUACAUACACGCGGAUGUACUUACAAACACUCCAUAACCAAAAAUGCAAUUGUUUAUAACUGAAUUACACAAUAUAACCUAGAGUGAGUCUUGGGGAGAAGAUAAUUUUAAUAGAACUUUUAUUAUGAGUUAAAUGUAUUUUGGUUUGCAUUGAGAAUUAGUUGUUUAACAAUAAUGAAAAAGACUAGAUUUAAGUUCGUGUGA
This is a messenger RNA of Chenopodium quinoa (quinoa), 3847 nucleotides long. RefSeq names its product glutamate receptor 3.4-like. Gene Ontology annotation, molecular function: glutamate-gated receptor activity. Gene Ontology annotation, cellular component: plasma membrane. NCBI's taxonomy places the organism in Eukaryota, Viridiplantae, Streptophyta, Magnoliopsida, Caryophyllales, Amaranthaceae. The record is from RefSeq and is a predicted model, not a curated record.